Messenger RNA from Ceraceosorus bombacis, 836 nucleotides. NCBI's taxonomy places the organism in Eukaryota, Fungi, Basidiomycota, Exobasidiomycetes, Ceraceosorales, Ceraceosoraceae. The record is from the annotation of a GenBank genome assembly.
AUGGGUGCCUACAAAUACGUAGAGGCUAUUCACCAGAAGAAGCAGUCGGACCUGCUCAGGUUCCUGCUCCGCGUGCGGUGAGUGUCCACUACUGGAGCUUGUGCACGGAGGUCGUAGCGAGUCCUACAGAGAUGGGCAGAGAAAUACCGAUCACAAGGCAUACCAAGAGUCAGGUUUCCUUGAGCGCUCAUACCCAUCGCUUUAAAAACAGAUGCUGGGAGUACCGCCAACUUCCAGUCAUUCACCGAUGCUCGCGCCCUUCGCGCCCAGACAAGGCUCGCCGUCUCGGCUACAAGGCCAAGCAAGGCUAUGUCAUCUACCGCAUUCGCGUUCGCCGCGGUAACCGCAAGAAGCCUGCUCCCAAGGGUGCCACAUACGGCAAGCCCGUCCACCAAGGUGUCAACCAUCUCAAGUACCAGCGCAGUCUGCGUUCUACUGCAGAGGAGCGUGUUGGCCGCAAAUGUGGUGUGAGUCGAUUUGUGGCUUUCUCGGAUCUUACAGAUCACGCUGGCUUACACACAGUCACCACGCGUUUUUGCUGCUAUCAACAGAACUUGCGAAUUUUGAACUCGUACUGGGUCAAUGCUGAUGGUGUCUACAAGUACUUCGAGAUCAUCGCUGUGGACCCAUCGCACAAGGCCAUCCGCCGCGACGCUCGCAUCAAUUGGAUCGUCGACCCCGUUCACAAGCGUCGCGAGGCUCGCGGUCUGACCGCUACCGGCAAGAAGAGCCGCGGCCAUCUCGGCAAGGGUCACCGCUUCAACCACACGAAGCACGGAGGAAAGAACUCGACCAUCCGCAAGCGCGACACUCUCCAGCUCAGACGUUAUCGCUAA